UACGUCGGGUAUGUUUAGUGUACGCGGAAAGUGAAUGUUUUUACAAUGAUAAUUAAAUAAAUAAAUAAAUAAAAAAACUAGUAUAAAGCUUAAGUCGUUGUACCGAGUUUCACAGUGUUAGGGUAGGACGGUUUCGAAGCAGAUAAAUAAUACUUAUACUUUAACUAUACAAAAUUAAAAUAUAUGUUCAACGCAAAAUAUAUUUUUUUAUGCUUGAAGAACAAUUAUUAUAAACAGAACUUUUCAUAUAGUUUUUGACUAUGCGAUUGUUUAUAAUGGAAAAAUGUAUAUUAACCGUCAUAUUUCUAGCAACUAUUAUUUUUGCUAUAUUUGAUUAUGUUGCUUGCUUGGAAUCAGCAGAAAAGAUUAAGGAAUUCGGAUAUCCACUGAUGACGUAUCAAGUCAGGACUGUUGACAAAUAUUUGUUGGGGCUAGAACGAAUACCGUACAGUAAACACCGUAAUAAAUCUAUCAGAAAACCAGUUCUGUUAUUGCAUGGUCUGUAUUUAUCGUCAGCUAUAUUCACGAUAAACAACUCGUCACUUAGUUACGUUUUAUCGGAUGCUGGUUUUGAUGUUUGGCUUUUCAACGCCAGAGGUGUUGGUCUUUCAAGAAAACUUAGCAUUUAUAAGGAAUCUAGAUUGCAGCCAAAAAUGAAUAGCAUAUCAUGGAACUUCAGUUUUCAUGAAAUGGGUGUAUACGAUAUGACUACUGUUAUAAAUUUUAUUCUAAAAAGUACCGGACAUUCGAAAUUGGACGUGGUGGGAUAUUCCCUUGGGACAACAAUAUCUCUGGUAUGCCUAUCCGAUAGACCAGAAUACAAUUCUAAAAUCAACAAACUUGUACUCAUGGCUCCAACUUCUAGACUUAAAUCAUCGGGCAUGCCUCUCAACAUUAUAAAACAAUUUUCAAAAAUCGUAAACAUUUUUUUAGAUGGGUUUAAUUUCUUUCCGUACACUAAUGAUCCAGACACUACGUAUCGAUUAAUUAGACGUAUGUGUACCAAUGAGAGUGCUUUUAAAUAUUGCAGACAAUUUAUUGAUUUCGCUCAAGGGAUAAUUUUACCGAUCAACAAUGACACAAUUUUAGACAUUGUUUCCGAAUUUCCUCAGCCAAUGUCUUCCAAAACAUUAAAACACAUGCUACAAUUAUUGACAUCCGGGAGAUUUAGUCAUUAUGAUUAUGGUUCUUAUGGAAACUUGUUACAUUACCACACAAAAAUGGCACCGGAUUACAAUCUAUCCAGGAUUACUGCUCCUACAUAUAUUGUAUAUUCCAAAAACGAUACUUUAGUACAUCCAAUGGAUGUGAAAUGGCUCAUAAGUCAGUUACCAAAUAUUAAAGAUGUUCAUUACAUUGACAAAAUACCAUUUGGUCAUUUAAGUUUUUCACUAAGUCCAAUUAUGAAGGAAGUUGUGAAUAUGUACAUAACAAAUACAUUAUUAGAUAAUAAUUGCAAAUUAACUUGUGUUUGUGAUGUGAACAUGGAAUAA
Molecule: messenger RNA, 1493 nt
Organism: Melanaphis sacchari
Lineage: Eukaryota; Metazoa; Arthropoda; Insecta; Hemiptera; Aphididae
Product: gastric triacylglycerol lipase-like
Exons: 9
Coding region: 261-1493 (410 amino acids)
Molecular function (GO): hydrolase activity, acting on ester bonds
Source: RefSeq, a predicted model, not a curated record